CAGAAAGAGAGGUUAGGUUUUUACCUCUUACCAAUGUGUUUUUAUAAACAAAUACAUGUGCAUAAUUAAAAGCAAAAAAGAAAAGCAUAUAACACGCAUACAAAGCCUAAGACCGAAUCAAAUGGAGGAAUACCCCAUGAACCAUAUGGUGCGACCCCAGGGCUUCAGUUUGGAGGAGCUGCGUCAGACUUUGGGUCAGUCCGUCAUUCGAGAACAAUGCUACUUCAUCUAUGGCACCUGCAAUGUUCUCGAGAUUAUCGCAGGAUUCGAUGAACUGCUCAACCAGGAGGAGAUUGAGUUCGGAGCGGAGCAACUGGCUCCGGUGUAUGUGACCGGGAUGAUGGUAUAUCUACUCAAUCACGAGGAUAUGGCGGCGACCCAGGUGAAGAGGACACUAUUCCUGCAGAAGUGCUUCGAUUAUCUGGCCUGCACUGAGGAAACGCACAUCCACCAGAUAUGCGUGUAUAUCCUGGGCCUUUUGGAUGCCAACGACUCGAGCGUAAUGCUGAACCUGAUCCUCUGCUGCCGGGUGGCCAGUCCACUGAGCACAAUGGCCCGCGUGGUGGGCAACUGUCUGCUCUGGGCCAUGUUGGAUCGCCUAUCGGACUUGGGCCUGGACUCACACCGAUUGCGGGCAUCUGGGACUCUGCUGCUCGUCGUCGCGGUGGUGAAGCCCCGGAUUUACGUUCAAUCCUAUCUGCAUGCCCUGCACCUGGUGGUCCGCUUGGUGUCCAGUCUCCUGGUGGUUGGACCACUCGGUGCACAUGGCCAGCAACUUUGCCAGGAAACCGGUGUGCCGGAAGAACUGAUGCAACUCUCCAAGGAGGACUCCUCGAUUUUGGUGCGCUGGCUAAUCGCUAUCGUUGAGGAGCUGCGUCCGCAAAUGGUGCAGAACGAGGAUCUGGGACACCUGCAUGAGCGUCUGGUGCUCCUGGAGGCCAUAUGUGAGCUCAUGCAACUCCUGCAUGGCCAUUUGGUUAAGUGCUACCAGGAAAGAAAAGAUCUGGCACCAAAGUAG
Messenger RNA from Drosophila takahashii, 1018 nucleotides. RefSeq lists its product as uncharacterized. The record is from RefSeq and is a predicted model, not a curated record. Lineage: Eukaryota; Metazoa; Arthropoda; Insecta; Diptera; Drosophilidae.